CAUCGGAUGCAGCAAAACAAAUCCUACAAUUCGAUUCUUGUCAUAAUCCAUUGGACUCUUGUCUGUUUCUGAAAGAGAGUGUGUGUUUCUGCGGUAAUGGGUCAGCAAUUGCGUCGAGCUGUUGGGAAAAUCAAAGAAGUUGAGAGAUCAUCACCAUCAAGGGUCGUCGUUGAUCGGAGAUCGCUUCCACCGGAGGAGCUCAGCGCCGCGAAAUCACCAUCUCCGUCUACUGCCGCCGUUGAUGGUGUUUCUGAGAAAGGUCGAAGAACCAGUGACAGUGAGGAUAACGUUUUAGAGGAAAGAGACCCGAAAUACGAUACAAUGUUGAACCAAAUGGUUGGGAGAAUAAGAGCUAAACCUGGAGGCAAAGCUGAGAUGGGAGAGGCAUCAGUAGUUGAAACAUCAAAAAGGCCACUCCCAAAGCUCCGGAACACAACUCCUGAAUCAACAAGAUAUGAGGAAAACCCGGUGCCUCAAGGAACAUUGAACGUAGCACAAGUGCGACACAUCAUGCUUCUCUUUCAGGGAAAAGCUCAGGAUCACCAUGGUCCAAUGAGUGCUAACGAGAUAGCUGAAAAGUACCGGAUUAAUGUCUCUCAGGUACAGAAGAUCACCCAGUUCCUCUCUUUGCCUACAGAGGUUACUGAUAAGCAGAAGAAACAAUAUGAAUAAAAGUAAAGGCUUGUUCGUUCAUAUUCAGAAGUAAUCAGAACUGGUUGGUUUCUUUUGUCCUUGCCAGUUUUAGAAAGUUUUGUGCGUCGAUAUGUAACACAGAACCAGAGAUGACAUUGACUUCGAUUUUUUUUUUCUUCCUCUGAGCAAUAAUGUAAAACUGUGUAGCUAAGAAUACAAAAGCUUUUUUCAA
Arabidopsis arenosa is the source of this 865-nucleotide messenger RNA. The record is from the annotation of a GenBank genome assembly. Lineage: Eukaryota; Viridiplantae; Streptophyta; Magnoliopsida; Brassicales; Brassicaceae.